GACAGACAGACAGACACACCAAAAACCAUACCUCCAUUUUUCAUGGAGCUAAUUAGUAUUUCCAUAGUGUUAUAAAAUAUAUCUGAUAUGCUGACAGUUAUUUCAGUACACAUUAGAUCCUUAUACCAGAUUUCUACUUUGGCCUUGAUAUUGCUAGCUCCAGUAAGGAUCUGCUUGGUAAUUACCAUAAGCCUUUACCAUACACAUGUGACACAUUUGUACUCUAACCACAAACAUGACAGUCUGUUCAGAGCUGCAUUGUCAAGCGAUCCCAGCACAGCUGAUAGAGGUCUCUUCUGCACCGGUGUUUGGUGCCUUGUCACUGCAACAGGUCACAACACAUGCGAGAGCAGGUAUGAUACGUAUGUGUGCUUGUGUCAAAUACGAAGCUCUCUGGUUAUCCUUGCGUUUUCCUAUGGUACAGCAAUUUCGAACUUGACCUUCCUCUCUACAACUGCCACACACCUAGUUGCCAAAUGAUGCCAAGAUCCACCAUGACAUUUCUUCACAUAAACGUUAGGUGAUGGGGCAGAGGGACCGUUCGUUUCAGGAGGUGAGGCGUCAGGAUAGGAGGGACAAUUAUAUCAUUAUUAUUACAUUUAGUGAUCUCGAGGUUCUGGUAAAGAAGAGUUUCUGUGACUGUGUCGAUGGCAUGGAUUGUAUUAAAUCAGUUACUGUAAAUUCUGUUCUUUAGAAAAUAGGAACUUCCCUGGUUCAUCGUCUGUUUUCAUUGCUGUUUUAUGUCGUGGUCAGUGGUAGUCGGUAACCUAGACCAUUACAUAAUCUGCCUUGUGUCGCUAUCUUGGGUCCCAAACCAAGAGAACGACACAGGCCAGAAAGGAAGACAGGUGGUUGAAUAGCCUAUUUAAUAGUUAGCCCUUUAUUAUUUAGAAACAUUCGACUUCUUGGUAUCGAUACAAUCACAGACACCCAAUCAAUGCAAACAAAUGCAAAGUGUACAAUUUUACAAUCAUCAUCUAUAGCACGAUGUUAGAUGUAGGGAAGCUUGCUCGAGUUAAGUUUUAUGUAUUGGCUUAAUUCCCAUAGUUAUGAGUCAGGUCAGGUCUUAUCUUUUCCGAAGAGGUUUGGAGAUGGGGUGCUGUUUAGUCGCCUUUUGUUAGCAACAUGUGCUUUGAAUGUAUUAAUUACAUCAUGUCAUUCCAGUACAGGGAUGGCUUAUACAAGUUCUGAAAUCAUUUUCUUUUGUACAUGUUUUGUUUCGUGAACUUUGAAGCCAUUUGUUCUAACUUGGGCUUGAUGUUUUUUGUGCAUUUCACCUGUAUUCUUGUAUACAUUUCAAUGCAGGUCAGAAUAAAGUAGCGUUCAGCACCAGGGACAGUGACAACAUUAUGCAGUGUGUAUGUCCUAAUACAUUUGUUGAAGUUUAUAUAAACAAAUCUAAUCAAAACAGCAAGAUUGGACAGUUGACAACUGUUUUAUAUGUAACAUGUAACAGUGGCACCAGUAAUGUAGACUAAUUAACCUAUUUCCAUAUGCAUUCUGCGGCUUACUACUUGGCACCUGCUACUACGUGUAGGUAGCCAAGCCUGAAAGUAAAUAAAUCAUUCUCAGAAAACUAUCCUCAUGUUAGCCUAGCAGAGAUACUAGUAUCUGUAUCUGUAUCCGUAUCUAUAUAGCGGGCAUAACUGCCCUUCGGCGUAACACACCAGCAGUACAUGUGAAGGAAUCACAUACAUGAACACUUUUUGCACAUUUUGACAUAUUGUGUUUCAUUUCUACUUGGUUCAUAUAAUGUUGAAGAAAGGGCAGUUUUGGGCCUCACACCAUUGGCGCAGCCCUGACACGAGAGAAUUGGGAUGUACAUAAUUUAUUAACCAUUGCCAGACAGAUUGACUCAAAAGACGUCACGUAUCCAUGCCUACGACUACAGCCGACUUCCUCAAAAGGGACAUCAUGAAGAAGACAGCAAGGUAAAUGGUGGGGAGAUGAAACAGGAGCUGCCUAAGCUGACUCGUACUACAAGGUUCCCACUCGUUUCUGCCUCGUGCCUUGCUCCGACUAGAGCUACACACGACGGUACAGCUUUGUCAAUACACUCUAUAAGACACAGAGCAUCACCAACGACCAGGCAAAGGUAAAGCGGUCAAACAGUCAAAUCUCAGACUGAUGACGAAGCAUGGCGCUUUUUGUAAGCAAGUGCAACGCGGCUUCGCUGCACGUCACAUUGCGUCCAUCAACACAAUGUGAUACCAUCGUUGACUGACGAAUCCUCUGGUGAGUGUGUACUAUCUAGAUAACAAGCGCACUCCAGUUCCUGCCUGCUGAAAAUACUCAAGUCUAAAAUGUCUACAUCGAUGUCUAUCAAACUAGCCAUACUUGUUUUGAUUCUUUCGUCUAAACUUACAACACAAAACGCCACCUGCCCAAGUACCUUUGAAUGUUCCAAAAAGCCCAAUUCAUGUCUUACUUACCACAACCGUGGACAUCUUCAUUUUAUCCCCUCGCCACUACCGUUGGCUUUGACAAGACUAAGUAUAAGGUAUCAAAACAUCAUUAACAUCAAAGUGGGAGAUUUCCCUAUCCUGAAAUCUUUUCAGAGCCUGCGUUUACGAGAGUCUGGAGUUGCCAGAAUUCAACCAGCGUCCUUUGCAGGCUUGCCGUGUCUUAUAGAACUAAACCUCAGUGGUAACAAUGUCAGCAAUUUGAAAGCAGAUACGUUUAAGGGGCUGUAUAAUCUCCGUGUUUUGGACUUGAGUAAAAACAUGAUUUAUUUUGUUGACAAGGCGGCAUUUGCCGGAAUAGGUCAGCUAGAAAUCUUGGUUUUAAAUAACAACUGUCUUUCUAGCAUUCCACAAAGUAUUACAUUGCUUGAAUCACUUCGACAGUUGAAUUUUCUAAACAAUAUCAAAACUUCCCCUUUGCUUGUCGAAGACCUGAAACGUUUAUUUGUCUUGAUCAUGGAUAUAAACAAGAUAGGGUGUGACUGCAGAGAGCGGGAAGCCAAGAAAUGGCUUAUUGAAUCCCCACACACACUUCGGUGGCGUGCCGUAUGCAUUGAUGAAGCUACUGGCCACAUGAAGCCACUCAAAGAUAUUCCAUGGACAGAUCUGACAUGUUCAGCACCUCAAGUGUCUGUUCUAUUAGACAGUCCAGUUACGAAUGUCACAGGGAACAUUUCUGUCAUCUGCCAGACAAACUGCGAAGAAAGUCUCACAUUCUCGUGGAUACUACCCAGUGGCGAGCACAGCUCUUCAGAUUACCUGUAUUCCACAAACUACUCUCAUGUGAGAACAAUGCCGUGUAAAGGGUCAGAGGUGGAAAUAUCGGAAACCAAAAGAAUGUGUCACUCAGUGUUGAACAUCCCUGUAGCUGACAAUACCACAGCAGGCAACUACACUUGCAGGGUGGCGACAAACUAUACGGAAUCCGCGACAGCAUCAGUGGUACUAACAAUCAGCAGUGCUGCAAGGCUGCCAGACAACGUGGUUACCACAGGACUUGAAAAUAUUGACGGAAGUACUGCUAAAACAACGACAGUCAUGUACAUGAUAUUGCUACAUGGGGAGGAUAAUUGGAACGAGUCUGGACUGUCUGCUAAUGCGGUCCUCUGGACCGGACUGGUUACCUUCUUCUGUUGUUGCCUUAUGUUUGGACUAUCUCAGCUGUGUUUUAUCAAAUGUAGAUCAGUGUCAGAGGAUAAUACUGGACAUAGCGACACUGUGGAAAGACAGUACGAAAAUGCCGACCAGUUUUCAGAUGGAACUCACGACACAAGCAGACGUGAAAACGAAGACCAGUUUCCUGACUCAAAUAAUGAUACAAACAGGCACUACGAAAACGAUGACCAGUUUUCAGACGGAAAUGAAGAUACAAACAGACACUAUGAAAAUGACGAUCAGCAUCCUGGCUCAAAUUAUGAUACAAACAGGCACUACGAAAACGACGAUCAGUUUUCAGACGCAACUAAAAAUGCAAACAGACACAACGAAAACAACGAUCAGUUUCCUGACUCAAAUAAUGAUACAACCAGACACAACGAAAACGGAAAUGAAAAUUCGAAAGGACACUAUGAAAACGACGAUCAAUUUCCGGACACAACUAAAGUUGCCAAUGGGCACUACGAGAAUGAUGACCAGUUUUCUUUUGAAGUCGGAGCCAAGAAGAGGCCCAACGAAAAUGGUGACCAAUUUGUGGACGAAGAGAAGACAUUGGGAAUACACUAUGACAAUGAAAUCGGCGCAAAAUCUGCCUUCAAGGCAAGCCCCCCGUAUGAGGCACCUGUUGCAGUACAAGAAAUGACAUCAGCCGUGUACAACACUACAUAUAUCAGUCCUGAGGAACAGCAAGGGCAGAUAGUACAAAUUGAGGGACAAGUAAUAGCCAACAACCCUGCACAGGAAUAUGUGACGUUUCCUGACAGUCAAAAGACCGCAGAGAAACAAUAAGGUGUGACAUAAAGGAUUGUGACGUCAUGGAUUCCGCUGAUACAAAAAAUAGAUGACGUAUCAGGUCACGGACAUUUCCCACUACCCGCAGUACCUACGAACAGGAAACGGAAACAGGAGGACAUAGAAUUAGGUGAUGAGAAGUAUACAAAGUUCCAGAAUCGAUUGCUCCCUUUUCAGGUAGAAAUGGUUGCGGGACAUUGAAAUGUUCCCGAGACAUUUGCACUUGAUAAUUAUGCUAUAACUAAUCUUGAAUCAUCAAAGCCUCUAUUGUUUGAUCAGCAAGUCUACUUAAUCAAACCAUGAUGUUGACGACCUACAUCAUGAGCAUAUCUUUUUAUGUACAAAUCAUACACUUAUAGCUUUGAUAGAAUGGUAAGUGUCCAUCUCUUUUAGAACACGAACGUGUAUUGAUGGUUUUAAGCACCAAGGACAGACUUAGUUGUUCGUGUAUUGAUAGUAUUCAGCACCAAGGACAGGCUUAGUUGCUCAUGUAUGUAUUGAUGGUUUUCAACACCAAGGGCAGGCAUAGUUGUUCAUAUAUGUAUUGAUGGUUUUCAGCACUAAGGACAGCCUUACUUGCUCAUGUAUUGAUGGUUUUCAGCACCAAGGACAGGCUUAGUUGCUCACGUAUUUAUUGAUAGUGUUUAGGACCAAGGAAAGGCUAAGUUGCUCAUGUAUUUGAAAGGACCAGGUCUGACCACAUAUGGGGGUCUUGGCUCUGGUUAAUGUUGCAUAAUUGAUGACAAACACAAUUAGUACACCAGUCAUUUGGUGAAGGUAUGGGGUCGUGGAGCUCUAGUUUAUGAAGUUACAGGUGGUAUAUACUUCAAUAUUUAAUCAUUUGUGUGGAUUGAAAACAAUCAACCCAAUGGACAUUUUCUUGCUCUCUAUAUUCACUUCAUUCUCUACUGAUACAAUUUGGUCUUGGUCAGAGUGAAGACAAUCUACCACAAAAGGACCACUUCACAAGAAAUAGUGUGGGGUGUCAGUGAUGUUCAAACAAAAGAUCCAAGGCCUGCCCAAUGGUAAAUGAACUAAAAUCAAAUGCAAGGGUGUGCAUGAAGAAUGCGAAGUAAACUGCAGUUCCACUUAUCACUAUUGCCCACUUUUGAUUAUCUAAUAACAGAAAAAUAAGACAAAGUUGUUUGUAGCUCUGAUUAGAGUAUUUUUCUUGUUUCAUAUGCAUUGAUUUGCAUUAAUUGUGUGGUAAAGUACAAACAGGAUGCAUUAUCAGAAUAUUUCUUGUCACCCACAUAUACUCCAAGUCUGAAAUAGUUUUUUGAUGAACAAUGGUCUUAUCACUUGUUGACAUUACAGAGAUGACAGAAAUACCAAGUCAAAAAUAAGUGCUGGAGUUUGCACAAUACUGGAGUUUGCAUAAUAGACAGUAUUUGAAGACUGUCCCUCUUUCCUGCUUAAACUUCUUGGUCUCCAGAAAAACUACA
Messenger RNA from Branchiostoma floridae (Florida lancelet), 5854 nucleotides. RefSeq lists its product as uncharacterized. Lineage: Eukaryota; Metazoa; Chordata; Leptocardii; Amphioxiformes; Branchiostomatidae. Gene Ontology annotation, molecular function: protein binding. The coding region runs from base 2304 to 4406 and encodes 700 amino acids. The record is from RefSeq and is a predicted model, not a curated record. The transcript is spliced from 2 exons.